GACGUUGUUUGUUUAUGGUUCGUGUGGUUCGGCUGUAUGCUUCAGGUUCGCCUCGAAAACCUGUGCGGUGUUUGGUAAACGCGGCAGCCGUUUUCCCGACCCAGGACGGGCCUGCUGGAGGAGGCUUUCAUCACGCACAAGACUAGUCUAGCGGUCUGUCGUCUUUCGGAAGUCCGGCAUGUUAGUCGGCUGCGGUCGCGGUGGGCCAGUUCGGUAGCAGAUUGGUACUCGUCCCCGGACCCGCCUUUUGGUUUCAGGUUUGUCUGGAAGUUGCUCCGUCUUGUUGGAGGGCGAUCAUACUCGAUGGAGUAACCCCCCUUGUUCGCUGGAGUUGACAGCCCCCCUAUUAGUAUUGUCGUGGCUUGAGAGAUGGGUUAGUAGGUCACCGACCCGAAUGGCUACCCACAGCUAACCAAGUAGUGCCAAAACCGGCGAUUCCAUUUCUGCAUCCCUCCCCUGAGGACUCCCUACACCGAUCAUCGAACACGACGUCCCCAUGGUGCUGCGUAGGCUUCUCAGGAAGCGCUGGGUCUUGGCUGUCGUCUUCGGACUGUCCCUUAUCUACUUCCUGACCAGCACCCUGAAACAGGAGGAGAGGACCGUGCGUGAUCGGACCCUUCUACAAGCGAGGGACCCCGAGCAUCGCAUCCCCUGGAAAGUCCGCUUCGACCUCGGUAACAGCAGCAGGCAGAUAACGCAGUGCCGAAACUCGAUCCAGGGCAAGACCCUAAUAACGGACGAGUUGGGUUACGUCUGCGAGAGGAUCAACCUCCUGGUGAACGGCUGCUGCAACAUCAAUACACCCAGCUCUCGGCAGUUUGUCUGCGAUACCUGCCUACCAGGGGGCUGCUGCAGCGUCUACGAGUUCUGCGUGUCCUGCUGCCUGCAACCCGACAAGAAACUUCUGCUGGAGCGGUUCCUUAACAGAGCAGCCGAGAGUUUCCAGAACCUCUUCACUGCGGUGGAGGACCACUUUGAGCUGUGCCUGGCAAAAUGCCGCACCUCUUCACAGAGUGUCCAGCAUGAAAACACCUACCGCAAUCCACAGGCCAAGUUCUGCUACGGCGAAAGUCCUCCUGAACUCGCACCAAUCUAAUCCUGAAGAUGGGGAUUGGGUGUCCCGGUGAAGGUUGCGUGACAUGAUUAGGACGAAAUUACCUCCCAUCUGUCAUGGCAGCAACGCAAUGGAAAACAUCAUCACCUGCUCUGCUGUGGCACAUGGUUUAAAUUACACUUCAUAAGUGCAAAGAAUACAUCGUUAUCUCAUCAGUGAUGAUAAUCAGGUUCCACUGGUUUCUCCAUAUCUCUCUUCAUAUCUUCAACAUCAGGCAGAAAAAGCUGACACGUCCACGAGAAAAUUUCUCUGAAGAUUGCAUUGCCAUCCACUGCAUUUUGGGUGACUACACAGUUAUUAGUAAUUUGAUGUCCUGCUUUACAUAUAGUGUGAAAUGCUGAAUGGAAAAGUUGUUUAAAUGUCGCAUUUACUCUUAUUGUUUUGUAGUUUUGGUGUUUCGGAUAAAAAAGGUUUGUUCUUUGUGUUUUUAACAUUUCAUUAAUAUUAAUGACAAAAAAACCUCCAAAACUUGCUUUCUUUCCGGCAUAUUCCUAUUCAGUUACCGUGAACCAGGUAUCAUUGGUGUCAGGACCCCCGCCCCAUUUCUAAGUGUAGACCAUUGAAUGGUCCCAGAUCAGUUUUAUUCUGUAAAGUUAAUUUUGUAAACUUAAUUCUCUGUAUAUCCCUGUCAGCAUUUCCUGGGCAGCAACAUUAAAAAACAAUAAAGAAAUGCAGUUUUUUUAAUUUAAA
Messenger RNA from Brienomyrus brachyistius, 1804 nucleotides. RefSeq names its product SREBF pathway regulator in golgi 1 (gene spring1). The coding region runs from base 497 to 1096 and encodes 199 amino acids. The record is from RefSeq and is a predicted model, not a curated record. Lineage: Eukaryota; Metazoa; Chordata; Actinopteri; Osteoglossiformes; Mormyridae. Gene Ontology annotation, biological process: positive regulation of SREBP signaling pathway. The transcript is spliced from 5 exons.